UUUGUUUUUGUUUUCUCAAGUUAUUUCCUAAACUUUCUGACCUCUUAGUCAGAGGUACUUUCUUAGGUUAGGUGCACCUUAUGUAUUUUGCUCAUAUGUCAGGUCCAUGACUAUUUUUCAUGACUUUUCUCCAGUGGCACUUACAUAGUUUAAAGGUGUAAUUGUAAGACUGUCUUACUCGACCACCAGUUUGGUAAGUAACUUUUUGCUGAUAGCUUCUUACACUGGAUUGUUCAUUAUAGUUCUCCAGCACAGGUACCCCAGAAAACCUUUCUCUCAAAGCAGACUUCAUCUAAUCAAAGUAACUCUUUCAGAGUUUGAUAGAACAACAGAGAUACUUCUUAGCAAUUCCAGUAACUUAAAAAAUGCCACAAAAAUACAUGAUUAAAAACCAAAACAAACAUGCUGAUUCCUGCAUUGAUUUAUUAAAACAGUUUUACGAAGUUACACUAACUUGUCUGCAUAGCAAAGGUCUUUUGAGUUCAACCUUAGCAUUUGUACUUGUGAUACUAAAAAUGUCUUUCACAAAAGGAGAUCCACACUGUGUAUGUCUUGUACUUUUUUGGUCAUACAAGUAUUUCUUGUUCAUAGUUUGUCUUAUAGAUGGACUCUUUUAAAGUAAAAAUUUUGACAUUCACUUCAAGUACUUUAUUGACCUAAGUAUUGCAAAGUUUCUAUUGCUUUUCUGAGAGUUUUGAGAUUGUAGCAAUUCUCUUUGUAUUUCUGUUUGCAAGCAUUUCAUAAGUUUAAACUUCCUUCAUUCUAAGAGGAAGAUCCAUCAAGGGUUGGUUACAAAAAUGGCUGGCAACAAGUCUUAACUUUAUAAAUUCUGUUCGAAAAUUAAAAAUAAUGUUAAACCAAAGCAGCAGUUUUAACUGGUUUUGUUAUCAAAUAUUGUGAAUUUGUUUAAGAAAUAGUUCCUACUUGUGGAAGAGUAACAAAUUUCAUUAUUGUCAAAAAAAAAGAAGAAAAGGAGUAUGGAAUUAAUUUAUACCUAAAGUACAGUUGCCUGUCAUAAAAAUAUGUCAAUGAAAUAUCAAACACUAGCAGGAAAAGGUGGAUUGUGGCUCUUAUUUUGUCUUUUUGGCCACUCUGUUGUCUAAUCUCUUUAUGUUACUGUUUUUGCUUUGCUAUUCUGGAAGUGAAUUGGGAAUAUGGAUGAAAACAGAUUAGCCAUUACAGUACCACAGUCUCCGACAAGGCAGUAUCAGAAUGAUUUGUUUUUCUUUGUGUCUCAAACCUCAGUGACCAGACCAAGACUUUGUGUCUGCUCUCUGAUUGGGCUAUUUUGUUAGCCAAGUACCUUCUGAAGAACUGGUAGGUGGUUUCUCUUUCAAACAGAGACUGUAGGUAGAAGAGCCUUAAUUAAUUCAAGACAGUUGAGCAGUGGAGCAGAACUGUUAUUCUUACAAGCUUACAAGUGGUUCUGAGACUUAACAGUUCUUACAAAUGUUCUACAUGUAUCUGGAGAUCUUCCAUGCUGAAAUAUGAAAAGGUGAGGUUUCUAAAAUCUACUACCCUUAACUUUUAAAAGUGAAGAUAAUUGUCUUAGUGCAGCAUAGCAAUUCUGGACUGUUUGUAAUUUCUUGAUAUUGCAGGUAAUUCAGAGUGGUGCUUCUACUGUUUUAUAUGUGUUCUUUUUUAAUGUGGGGGAAAGAAGAAAAGAGAAAAAGAACAUUUACUGUGGAUCCUUUUCGUGUGUUCACCCGUGGUAUGCAUUUAUUGCCUAACACGUCUGUUUGAAUAUAAAAUGAAAAUCAGCUGUUAAUUAGCUACUUUAGAUACUUUUCUGUGUAGAGCUGUGUUCUAUACUGAUUUAAUCAUAGUUAUAGCCACACAAUAAUUCUUCCAAAAGCUCAUUUAAUGGAUCCACUGUUAAGCAUAUUUGUAGAUUACUUGCUACACAGAGGCUUUCCAAGCAUGGUGUGGAAGAACUGGAUAUUUAAGAUUUCAAGAAACCAAGUUAAAUCUAAGUUAACUCCAAGAAGAAAUGUUGAGGGAUGGAGAUGGAAAAGAAUUAGGUAGCUAUAUACGCUUAGAAAGCACCUCAAGAUUUAAGCCAUUUGGCAAGGUCAGUUGGUUCUCAUGAAAAACAGUGAAGCUGCUGAGUUUACUCUUGAGGCUUCAGUAUGGCUAGCAGAAGAAAGGCUAGUGGUAUUACUUAGUAGUCACGCCAUGGUGUGUUUUCUGCAUUACCUGGAAAUGAAAUAAAGCUUAAAGAAAUAAUGGACUUGCAUGCUGGGAAGAUAUUUGUAUGGAUAAUAAAGUUCUGCAUUUUUUGUACUACAGCCGUCCAAACAUUUAGUAAAAGCACUUGGCAAAUGCUAAUGAAUUUGUUCCCACAACAGAAGCAAAGACAUGACAGCCAGCAUUUUUCAAAUUUAAGUGUCUAAAAUUAGGCACCAAAGUGUUUUUAGAACCCGUAAUAAAAGUGAUUGAAUUUUUACAACUGUGGAAUACUCACAGCUCUCUGCAAGUAGCUUCAUUACUCAUACAAACUAUAAGCAUUUGUGGAAGACACAUGAUUUUUCCCACCAGUGUGGGGAAAAAAAGCCUCAUCCUGUUAAUUUGCAAGCUCUCAUUCAUAUUCAGGGCAUUGAUAUUUAGUUCCUGGGUUCUGGUGCAGCAGCAGCUGAUAUUGUGUUGCUGGGGUUGAUGCUCAGAGUUUUGAAAGUGAUUCAGUGGAAGUUUUGCAGGUGAUCUCUGAGGGUUGGACCAUUACUGGUUAACUGGUAAGUAAUUCUGUAUAUGGUUAUUUACAUCAUAUCAGUUUUCAGCCCUAGAGUCCACAAAAAGAAGAACAACAAUGAAGUCAAGCAUGUCUUUGGUCAACAAAAAGAUACAACAGAGACGAACCACAGACUUGCUGAAUUGCAAUGACACCAGAUAAGCAAGGAUGAAAUUAGAAAAUAGCUUAAAUUCUCAUUAGAUAUGUACACAGGAUUGAGAAAAAAAUUCAGAAAAAAUUGUCCAUAAUGCUAGCAAGCAAAACACUUCUUGGGGGGAGGGAGGAAGGGAGGGAGGGAGGAAAGCAAGAGAGAACUUCAAAUCAGCCAUCCUGACCUCCACAGAUAAGAAUCAGGUUGCUUAAAGAAGAACUUGCAUUUUAAAAUACGAGCUUGAAGAAAACCCAUCUUUCUGAAACAGUUACUCUUCCAGAAUUAUAUGGUUUAAAAUAUCUUAAGAAAAUUAGAUUUAUCUAGCAUCAAAAGCUUUUACUUUUUUCCUGUCCUGAGACAAUUUUGGUUUUGAUGUUUAUUGGAUUUUUGACCCAUCUUGUUUUAACUCCUUGUGAAUCCCAACUUUUUGGAUAACUCUGCCAAAUACAGCUUUCUUCCCAGGCUGAACUGACGGGGAUACACAACAUGCACAACAGCACUGCCGGAACUCUGCAUGUGGUUGCAGUGUGUAAUGAGACUCUGCCCACCCAGUCACCGAGCUCUGAGUUUUCCCUGGGCGUGUUGGUGCUGCUGGCUUUCCUCAUGGUGUUGCUAUGUCUGGUCACCAUCCUUGGAAACAUCCUGGUGAUCCUUGCUUUCAUCCUGGACAGAAACCUCAGGCAUCGGAGUAACUAUUUCUUUCUCAAUCUUGCUGUUUCUGACUUUGCAGUGGGUGUGUUCUGCAUACCUCUCUACAUCCCGUACAGCCUGAUGGGAAAAUGGCACUUGGGAAGAGGCAUCUGCAAGCUCUGGCUAGUUAUGGAUUAUCUCCUGUGUACAGCUUCAGUAUUUAACAUCGUUCUUAUCAGUUAUGACCGUUUCCUGUCAGUUACUCGAGCCGUAUCUUACAGAGCUCAGCAGGGAAUAACCUCCAACCCUACCAUCAAGAUGGUGGCCAUAUGGGUCUUAGCCUUUCUCCUCUAUUGUCCAGCAAUCCUCUUUUGGGAGCACGUGGUUGGACACAGCACAGUAGCGGCAGAUCAGUGCUACGCCGAGUUCUACGACAACUGGUACUUCCUCCUGUGUGCAUCCACCCUGGAGUUCUUCGUGCCACUGCUCCUGGUGAUCUACUUCAAUAUGCACAUCUUCCACAGCAUCCAGAGGCGCCAGCGGCAAGGCAGUGUGCAGGACUGUGAGCCUCCAAGGAGCAGCAGCCUGUCCUGGAGAUUUUGCCCUUUGCCAAGGUCAGGGGCAUCUUCUCCUUCCUCGGAAGUAGAGGACAGUGUUUCUUCUUCCAUGAGACCAAAGAAAGAGUCUUUGGUAACCGACUGCUCAUCUCCAUCAAGAGGGAAUUCUGUUAUUCCAGAAAAUGAAUUUUCUGUUUCCCUCUGUUCAAAGACUAGGUCAAAACUGCAGCAGGACAAGAAAAUCGCGAAGUCACUUGCCAUAAUUGUCUGUGUGUUUGCCAUUUGCUGGGCCCCAUACUCUUUACUGAUGAUUGUUCGCGGGGCCUGCCAGGGAACUUGUGUCCAUAAUGCCCUGUAUGAAGCAACUUUUUGGCUUUUAUGGAUCAAUUCCUCUCUGAAUCCAUUUCUCUACCCUCUAUGUCAUGUUAAAUUUCGAAUGGCUUUUCUGAAAAUAUUAAGUCCCAAAAAGUUUGCCACAUUGAGAUCAGGAUCCUUUUAGAAGGAAAAAAGAAAAAGAAGAGCUGGAUGAGGAAUGUAA
Molecule: messenger RNA, 4604 nt
Organism: Chiroxiphia lanceolata (lance-tailed manakin)
Lineage: Eukaryota; Metazoa; Chordata; Aves; Passeriformes; Pipridae
Product: histamine H3 receptor-like
Exons: 4
Coding region: 3366-4565 (399 amino acids)
Biological process (GO): adenylate cyclase-activating adrenergic receptor signaling pathway
Cellular component (GO): membrane
Molecular function (GO): histamine receptor activity
Source: RefSeq, a predicted model, not a curated record